AUGUCUGAAUCAGAAACAGUACCAGUAGAUCGAGAAACAAAACUUGAAAACAUUGCCAAAAAGCGGGUUAGGCAUCGAAAGCGCCAAUUAUACGAAAACAUAUUAAAACAAAUGGAAUUUUACUUUAGUGAUGCUAACUUGAGCAAAGAUAGAUAUCUUAAUGAGUUAAUUAAAAAUGAUCCAUACGUAUCCGUUACCGAAUUCUUGAAAUUCAAUAAAAUACAAUCUAUGACACAAGAUGUCAAUGAUAUUGUAAAGGCUUUAACACAUUCCACGUUCUUGAAACUCUCUGAAGACAAAUUAAAGGUUAAGAGAAAAACACCAAUGGUACCUUAUGAUGCUGAUGCAAGGACUGUCUAUGUGGAAUCUAUACCAGUGAAAGCAACACAAGAAUGGUUAGAAAGGGUUUUCUCUGACUAUGGCCGUGUUGCAUACAUUUCAUUGCCAAAAUUCAAAAAUUCACAACAAAUAAAAGGCUUUGGUUUUAUAGAAUUUGAAAAACCACAAGAAGCCCAGAAAUGCAUUAAUGCAUUUACAAAAAUGGGCUGUAAGUUGCCCACAUGCAUGCCUCCCGAAGAACUUUCCUCCAUAAAAAUGUUCUCUGUGGACAAUCCGCCGGAAGACACCAAUGAAAUCAAGGAAGAAUAUGAACCACCAAAAAAGAGAAACAAGAAGGCAAAAGAUAAAAAGAAGAAUUUAGAACUCAAACUUGAUCAUGACUCUGAUACUGAGAAAAUAGUGGAGACACCUACACCUAGUGAAGAAAAGAAAAGUAUAACAACACCUACAGAGGAAUGUAAGAUAACAGAUGCUGAAUCCAAAGAUGAAAUGACUAGUCAAGAUGAAUCUAAGAAUGAACAAGAGUCACCUCGAAAGAAGAAGAAGGCAAAGAAGCGAAAGAAAAAGGAAGGUUCCAAAGAUAAAAACAAGUUGAAUAAAAGUGAGGUUCAGAAUGGUGCUUUAUGUGGCUUGCAAGUCCUGCCCAAGACGGAAUGGAAAGCACUCAGAAACAAAUACCUAAACUUACAAAGGAAAAAUAUGAAAGAAAUAAAAGCGAGGCUUUAUAAUAAGACGCAUGUGUAUUCAGCUAUACCAGCCACAGCCGCUCCAUCCCUGGAGCCUGAACCAGCAAUAAAAGCUCAAGAGAUGGAAAGCAGUAAAUCGGUAAUACCAUUGGAGAGAAUACCAGGAGUGUUUGUAGAGGAAGUAUUGCCUGAACCGUGUCUUGAUGUGAGGCUCACUAAAAGAACUAUUAAAAGUAACAUUCAUGUCCAACAUGUGGAAGUUAAAGAGGGACAAUCAGAGGUCAUCAUUCGCUUUGACUCAGCUAAAGCUGCAGAAGAAUACUGCACAAAUUCGAACAAUCGAGCGCGGGUGCUUUGCGGCACGGAGGAACAGGAGCAAUGGGCGCGUGCUGAGGCGAGCCGAGCCGCGGGGCGGGCGCGCGGAGCGGGAGGGAGGGGAAAAGGGGGAGGGGGAGGCCAGGCGGAAGCUGAAGUCGCCAGCUCGCCCGCACUCGCGCCCGCCUCCCCGCAGCCCACGCACACGCACAUACGCUUCGACGACUGA
This is a messenger RNA of Parnassius apollo (apollo), 1569 nucleotides long. The record is from the annotation of a GenBank genome assembly. Lineage: Eukaryota; Metazoa; Arthropoda; Insecta; Lepidoptera; Papilionidae.